Molecule: messenger RNA, 449 nt
Organism: Trematosphaeria pertusa
Lineage: Eukaryota; Fungi; Ascomycota; Dothideomycetes; Pleosporales; Trematosphaeriaceae
Exons: 3
Coding region: 122-376 (84 amino acids)
Source: RefSeq, a predicted model, not a curated record
GAGCUUUCCUAUAUUCUUUUGUCCAUUCUAUCGCGACAAGGCGGUCCCUUGUACCAGUAUUCUUCCUCAGCCUAUAGCAUCCAAAGUUUCCCUCGGUUGAUUGAUACCCCGACGACACAUCAUGCAGCAGCCACAACAGACGCCGCAAACCCCGCGAGUUGCGUAUCGCUACGCCAACUUUUACAAUGAAUGCGCGGACUACCCGGAGUUGCCUAAAUUCCGUCGCUUGGGAGCACAAUGGGCAAAAAAGCUCUACGAUGAUGUGGAGGAGUUGUUGAAGGAACAAGAAGAGCUUAACGAUGCUCUAGCGACGUUCCGGAGAGCCGAAGGCCGUGACGUCUUAACGCUUCUGGAGUGCCCUAGAAUCUGUGAGUGACUCGUGCUGUGCCCACUGCUUUCCAUACCUAAUUUCGACCAGCCCAAGACUUGUGCCAGAAUCUCGCAGCCCG